Messenger RNA from Dictyostelium purpureum, 1431 nucleotides. RefSeq lists its product as uncharacterized. NCBI's taxonomy places the organism in Eukaryota, Evosea, Eumycetozoa, Dictyosteliales, Dictyosteliaceae. The record is from RefSeq and is a predicted model, not a curated record. The transcript is spliced from 2 exons. Bases 1 to 1431 code for a protein of 476 amino acids.
AUGACUAGAGAUAUAGGAGUUUUAUACAGGAUUGUUUUUAAUAAUAUCUAUUUAUAUAGUAUUAUCAAAAAACAUUUAAGACUAUUUAAUUUUUUUUAUGGUACAAGAUAUUUUGGUUCUGUUAAAGAAUUUUAUCAGUUUAAAUUUAUUAAAUACCUUAGUUGUAUUACACUCGAUAUAAAAGAAACCUUUGAUCUAAAUCAAUUACCCCCAAAUAUUACAUCUAUAGAAAUAUUCAGUCCAUAUAAAAAAUGUAAUAUUAUACCAUUGACCAAAGAUUCAAGUUGGCUUCCUCAAAAUUUAACGAAACUAUCAAUUAUAUUUCCUAGAGGUACAGUUAUUGAGGACUAUGCAUUACCAAACACACUAAAAGAACUUUAUAUUGGGUUUGAAUUAGGGGAUAAAGAAAUCAAAAAGGAACUCAAAUCAAACUAUUUAACACACCUAACCAAUUUAGAGAAAUUUACCUUGGCCCAUAAUUUCUAUGAAGAAAAUCAAUUAUCAAAUGAUUUUCAAAUACCCGAAUCUGUGACUAAAUUAAAUCUAUUCUGUGAAAAGCUUCCAGAAUCUUUCAAGUAUCCCUCAAGGCUAGUUAAACUCAAAACACUAAAUUUAAAUUUUAUAAACUCUGAUGGGAUUUCAAUUUUACCCAAUUCCUGCACAAGUUUAGAUGUCGACUUUGAUAUAAAACUACAACCCAAUAUGUUUCCACCAAAUCUAGUCCACCUAACUAUGUAUCAUCCAGACUACCCAAAAUUUAAUAAUGGUGGAUAUCCUCUAAUAGAAGAAAAUAUAUUCCCAAAUACACUGACCUAUCUAAAAAUAGGUGGCAACUUUAAUCAAGAUAUUGGCAUUAAUGUAUUACCUCAUCAACUUAAGACUCUAAAAUUGGGAAAUGGAUAUAAAAAAAAAAUGAUAAAAGAAUCAAUACCCCCAACACUAGAAUAUUUUGAAAUAGGUUAUUCGUUAGGAUAUUUAGAACAGCCAAUCCUUUUAAACUGUAUUUUCAAUUGCUUUGACUAUUAUAAACAAUUCCAAUCAUCACCAACACUUUUAAAAUAUCUUGUUGUUAGAACACCUUACCGCUUAUCAGCAUCAGAUUUUACUGAAAUGCUAAAAGAUAAAACCAAUUUAGAGUAUUUAGAACUAGAUUUUUUAUUUAACUUGGAAAUUGAACAAACCAGUUUACCCCCAAACAAUAAAAUCAAAACUUUGGUAUUCAAUAAUUCAGACUAUACCAAAAUUUUAAAUUUAGAUUAUUUCCCAAAUUUACAAGUUUUAAUUUUAAAAAACAGAUCGAAUCCAAUAAUUACCACCUCGAAUAUUGACAACUUAAAUAUUACAAUAAAAAUUCCAGUAACCAAUACAAAAACUAUAAAUUCAAUCGAUCCUAUAUUUCACCGUUUUAUAAAAUUAACAAAAAAAGAAUAA